GCAGGUUGCUGGUCAUUCGCCGGGAGGCAGCCGGAGGGGUCGGGUCGGUCAGUCAGAGGAAGGGCCAUUGCCAUGGUGGACAGCAUCUACCGGACCCGCUCUCUGGGGGUGGCGGCCGAGGGGCUGCCGGACCAGUACGCCGACGGAAGGGCGGCCCGCGUCUGGCAGCUCUACAUCGGAGACACGCGGAGCCGCACCGCCGAGUACAAGAGCUGGCUGGUGUCGCUGCUCCGGAGCCAGCGCUGCAGGACCGUCCUGGAUGUGGCCUGCGGAACCGGUGUGGACUCCAUCAUGCUGGUUGAGGAAGGAUUCCGAGUCACCAGUGUAGAUGCCAGCGACAAGAUGCUCAAAUAUGCCCUGAAGGAGCGAUGGAAUCGUAGAAAAGAGGAGGCUUUCGACCACUGGGUCAUUGAAGAAGCUAACUGGCUCACCCUGCCACAGGACCUGCAAAAACCUGGUGAAGGCUUCGAUGCAGUCAUUUGCUUGGGGAACUCUUUUGCACAUCUCCCAGAUUUUAAAGGUGACCAAGGCGUUCACAAACAGGCUCUUAAGAACAUUGCCAGCAUGGUGCGUCCAGGAGGCAUCUUUGUAAUUGACCACCGUAACUAUGACUAUAUCCUGAAAACUGGCUGUGCACCUCCUGGGAAGAACAUCUACUACAAGAGUGACUUAACCAAGGACAUCACUACAUCAGUACUUCUUGUAAAUAACAAGCCAAAUAUGGUGACACUGGACUACACGCUGCAGGUUCCACCUGAGGGGAAUGAUGGCAUCCCAGAACUGAGUCAGUUUCGUCUCUCUUACUACCCUCAUCUCCUGGAUCGUUUCACAGAACUACUGAAAAAUGCUGUACAAGGCCCAUGUGAACACACUGUCCUAGGGGACUUUAAGCCUUACAAGCCAGGCCAACAAUAUGACCCAUGUUAUUUUAUCCAUGUGCUGAAGAAAACUGGAUGAGAACGGUGCUACAGAACUACUCCCUCUUCUGUUGCUAGAGUAGCUGGUGGAAUCCAAAUCCCGUGCAAGCAAGCAUGGAUGUGCAUAGGAGCUGCUUGAACCAGAAGAGGAGAGCAUUGGAAGGAAUUCUUCCCCAUCACCAUCUUCUUUCUUUUUCUUCCUAUAUGGGUCCAAUCUGGUUAAUCUGUUUUUGGAGAUUGGAGGAGCUUCUGCUUGAAUUAGUGACCUCCAAGGAAAGGAAGUGGGGAUUAUUUGCUUUGCACCUGAAUCAUAAGCAAAGCUAUAUAGCUGGCUAAAAUGUACCUUGCUGUUUCCUAAUAAUUUUCUGUUUUUGGCUUCUGUUGCUGACAUUGCCUGGAUAAUCUGCAUCAAUGUUUGAGUUAAUUUACUGAUGAUUGUGAUUGUGUGUUUUCUCCAAGGGAGAGGUAGAAAGGACAUGUUUUAGUUCCUUGUUAUAAAUGGAAAAUUGUGCCCCUACA
This is a messenger RNA of Sceloporus undulatus (fence lizard), 1436 nucleotides long. RefSeq names its product glycine N-methyltransferase (gene GNMT). The transcript has 6 exons. The record is from RefSeq and is a predicted model, not a curated record. Bases 73 to 957 code for a protein of 294 amino acids. Gene Ontology annotation, biological process: S-adenosylmethionine metabolic process; regulation of gluconeogenesis; protein homotetramerization. Lineage: Eukaryota; Metazoa; Chordata; Lepidosauria; Squamata; Phrynosomatidae. Gene Ontology annotation, molecular function: glycine binding; identical protein binding; glycine N-methyltransferase activity. Gene Ontology annotation, cellular component: cytosol.